Molecule: messenger RNA, 1981 nt
Organism: Trichoderma harzianum CBS 226.95
Lineage: Eukaryota; Fungi; Ascomycota; Sordariomycetes; Hypocreales; Hypocreaceae
Exons: 2
Coding region: 152-1981 (609 amino acids)
Source: RefSeq, a predicted model, not a curated record
GUGCGGGCAGUGCAAAGGACUCUUUGAGCAUGCGGCCCAUCUCCUCACUUCCGAGUCAGAAGAUGGCAACAUAUCAGACGAUGUUUCAAUAGAGUUCACCGAGCAGCACCAUUCACUACUAAUUGCCAACAGCAAUGCAAAAUCGUGCCACAUGUGUUCAUUAAUAGCUCACGUCUUCCCGCACAUCUUGGAUGCAUAUGAUCCCCAAAGCCCCAUCCAAUGGGUGAUGUGGGGAGACAAAGACGACCAGCUGCUUGAUCUAGGUUUUCAAAUACGCAAGUACGACUUUGUCCAAGAUCUGCGGAUUCAGAUCAGUGCCAAAGCAGCUGUGAGCAUGCAUCAUACUCCGACUACUUGGUCAUUUGAAGCUCUACAAACAGUUCAAGCUUGGAUGCAGAUUUGCGCAUCGACCACAAACGCCCACAGGCAGUGCGCAAGGCCUCCGAUAAAGAGACAGCUGCCGCUUAGACUGGUAGAUGUGUCGCCAGAUCAGCCACCUCACAUUCACUCUGGCAAAGCACUCUCACGCAAGGAAUUCCAAGCAUUGGAUAUCGAUGUAGCGCCGCCUGUACGAAUCAUUUCGACCAAAUCUCUUCCGCUAGAUAUACGAUACAUGACAUUGAGUCACCGAUGGGGCAAUUCGCCAAGUAUCAUACUCAACUCGACGACGGCGCCGACUCUUCUGAACAGCAAUAUCCCGCUAGAGCUGCUAGAAUCUUCCAAUGCAAAACUCUUCAGGCAUGCAAUGUACGUCACCAGAUGCCUGGGAAUCCGAUAUCUCUGGAUAGACUCUAUGUGCCUCAUGCAAGAUGACGAUUCCGAGAAAGCAAAAGAGAUUGCUCUAAUGGGGGAGAUCUACUACAACUCGUCGCUCAACAUAUCGGCUACUGAUUCCACGAGCGGAGCAGACGGGUUAAUAUUCAACAGAGAUGUCUUGAAGACUUCUCCAUGUCAACUCAGUGUGCAACUUCCAGGAGUCAAUAAAACUCUUGACCUGAUUGCUUUCCACAAUAAGAUACUGGUCGAGUCCGACGAAGGUGAAUUGAACAGGCGAGGAUGGGUCCUGCAAGAGCGGAUAUUGUCACCUCGAGUACUUCAUUUCACUAAGCAUCAGGUAUUCUGGGAAUGCAAUUCUCUCUUGGCAUCAGACAUUCGACCCGAGGGGGAGCCUAUAGAUCCGACCUCCGCUGGCGAUAUGAGAGGCAUAUUGAGCGCCUCUUCCUCAGCUGCUUUGCCAGAUGAUACGAUGAAUGCUCUUUGGUAUGACGUCGUGCGCCAAUAUUCUGCAACGUCCUUGAGCUUCUCUGGAGAUCGACUACUUGCAGUGUCGGCCCUUGCUGAAAGAUAUUCGAUCCUCAGUUUGCAGUCGCCAGAUGAAUACGUCGCAGGCAUAUGGAUGGCGCAUCUCCCGCUGGCUCUAGUUUGGCGCAGGAUUCCCCGGACAGAAGCCCCAUCAAUGUUAUUGCAGAACAUGAAUCAGGAACAAAUCGCACCAACAUGGUCAUGGGCCGCUUUAACGUGUGCCGUCGAGUCUGCCGAUAUGGAUUACUUGCACCCAAAUAUAGCAGUGGUGGAAUUGGGCGGUAUUCAGCGAAGAUCUGCUAGUCAGUUCGAUGGAGUCACAAGUUGUUGGCUACGUGUUCGAGGCCAUAUGUGCAAAGUUGAGCAGGGCGCUGAAACUGCUAGCGUUGAAAUGGUUUGGGAUAAGCCCGCGGCAGAUGAUGGGGGCGGUGCUUCCAGAUUAUUCUUGCUUUAUGUUGCCUAUCGCUCCUUUAAAAGUCGAAGAGAUAUGAGAGGCUUGGUACUUCAAAGAACGAACAAACGAGGCCAGUAUAUUCGAUUGGGCGCUUUUUCAACGAGCAACUUUGACAUUGAAGGGACGUAUAUAGGAGAAGCGUUCACUGGAAACACACAUAACCUCGAAGAGGAGGAUUUCUUGGAGUUUACAAAGAGUCAAGGAUACACUGUCGAGAUAAUAUAG